Uranotaenia lowii is the source of this 2058-nucleotide messenger RNA. RefSeq lists its product as uncharacterized. NCBI's taxonomy places the organism in Eukaryota, Metazoa, Arthropoda, Insecta, Diptera, Culicidae. Bases 1 to 2058 code for a protein of 685 amino acids. The record is from RefSeq and is a predicted model, not a curated record. The transcript has 3 exons.
AUGCCUUCCAACCAGAAUCAGCGGCAGACCCGAUCGCAGACUAAGGCGAUUCGAGAGGCAAUGAAAGCUAACCUCCAAAUUGCAUCGUCCCAUACCUCUGAGAAUUGCGGUACACUCUUCGAGGCUACUUUCGUAGAGGCAAAUCGAGGUCAUGAAAAAGAUUGUCUUUCUUGUGAUCAACGGAAUGACGCUGAUAAAUUUAUGGUUCAGUGCAUGGGUUGCCAAGGAUGGGAACAUUUCAAGUGUGCCGGUGUGACUACUGCCAACGCCCACGAGAUAGCGUAUCGGUGCGUGAUGUGCAGGCCCCGGGUCCCUCCACCAGCACCUAGUUCAAUCACGGUUGAAUCUACGGCUAGCAGCUCUCGUCGAGCUCGCAUAGCUCGUGAUUUGGAACGGUUGGAAGAAGAGCGGAAGCUGCACGAAACAGCAGCCAAGGCGCAGUUGGAUCGUGAUAAAACUUAUCUCAACAAAAAAUAUAAACUGCUUGGACAGCAGGAUGAGGAAGAUGAAACGGAUAGUGCUCGGAAUAAACGCAGCAGUCAAGCUGGAUCCUGCAGAGUAACGGAUUGGAUGAAAGAACAGUCAGAAACCGUUGCAAGAUCCGAGCGGAACAUCGUGCCAAAGACGUCAGAAGCUGCCAAACCCGUGGAUUUCGGAAAAACAGUAGAGUUUACGCUAGUGAGCGAGCUGGGAGCCGCGAAAACGUCAACCCCAGUAAAUAAACCUGUCGUGAAUGAGGAGAAAACCCCCGCAGCAGUUGCUCUUGAUCUCGCUGGAUGGAUUGUGGAUUUAGAUCAUACGUCACUACAACGAACUACUGGUAGCAUUUCCAUAGGAGAGCGUCAGGACAUUGAGUCUGUUGAUACAGAUGAGGCUUCUAUGCAAAAUCCGAGUGCCUCUAAAUUCCCAAUGGUAGACAUACAACCCUUUCUACGCCUGCUAAAGGAUGUGGAAUCUAGCGAACAAAAAACUGGAGCCUAUCCGAAGCCUUCACAGCCAGAAUUCGAGAAGUGGCGGCUGGAAACCGAAAACCUUCGUCGUGUACAGAGUUUACAACAACAACAUGCCCAGGAAAACGAUAUUCGUCGAAAGCGAGAAAUCGAAUUGAUGAAUCAGCUGAAGUUGGUUGAACAACAACAUCGUGCGGAUGUGGAGAAAAUGCAGGAAAAGGAGGCGGAAUAUCGUAGACAAAUACGACGUCAGGAAGAGGAACGUAUCGAGUAUCGUAAACAAGCUGAGAAAGCAUUGGAAGAGCGUGAUCGUGAAUUGAGUCGAUUGCGUUUUGUUGAACAGGAACUUAUGAGUCGGCUGGAUCAACUUUCUCAGCAGUAUAAAAAUUUAUCGUCGGAAAUAAACAACGGACCCACACAGUUACAGAACUGUAAGGCCGCGGCAGGUAACAGUACCCUCCCCCAAAAUGUUGGACCAUCGAGUCUGAGAGGCAAUGCUAAAGAAGCCGUGAGCAGUUUCCUGUUGCACCCUUCGACGGUUCCUGAAGUGAUAGAGACGCUUAGAACUUUAUUUGGCCGACCAGAACAGAUCGUACAUCACAUGGUCAAUAAGGUACGCAGUACCCCAGCCCCGAAAGAACAUCGAUUAGAUAUGUUGCUGAACUUUGGAUUAGUUGUACAAAACAUGUGUAGCCAUCUCAAAGCCGUAGGUUUGGAAAACCAUUUGUCUGAUCCUACAUUGCUUAAAGAACUUGUCGACAAAUUACCACCUACAGCCCAAUUCAACUGGGCUAUGUAUCAGACACAGUUCUCUCACGUGAAUCUUAAUGAUUUUUCCAAAUACAUGCAGCACGUAACCACCGCUACUAGUCGCUUAGUAAUGAACGGCGGAAUAAGCAAUACAACAUCGAAAAGCAAAGGAAAGGAAUUUGUUCACACGCACACUGAAAUAGUCGAUGACUCUGAACAACCCGAAUCGAGUCAGACAGAACAGCUGAACUAUGUUGGAGUGAAAACAUGCGUCGCGUGUCAGAAGUCCGCUCACCCAUUGGAGAAAUGUUUCAAGUUCCAAAUAGAUGGCCGUGCAAAGGAGAAGUUUGUGGGAUAA